Funneliformis geosporum is the source of this 273-nucleotide messenger RNA. The record is from the annotation of a GenBank genome assembly. NCBI's taxonomy places the organism in Eukaryota, Fungi, Glomeromycota, Glomeromycetes, Glomerales, Glomeraceae.
AGAAUCGUCAUAUUUGGCGGGUUUCCAUAGAGAGUUCGCCAAAAUAAUGAUUUCUCUUAGAGAAUCAUUAUUUUUGACAGGUUCUUAUAAUGGGUCUGCCAAAAUAAUGAAUUCUCUUAGAGAAUCAUUAUUUUUAACCAGUUCCCAUAGCGGGUCCGCCAAAAUAAUGAUUUCUCUUAGAGAAUCGUCAAAUUUGGCAGGUUCCUAUAGAGAGUUCGCCAAAAUAACGAUUUCUCUUAGAGAAUUGUUAUUUUUAAUCAGUUUCUAUAGUGG